AGUCAGUUUGCCCCAAUUUUUUCCUUUUGGCAACUCUCCUCGGAGCAGUUCCCUGCCCUCUCUCUUCCCAUUUGUUUACUGCUGAGGAGAAACAAUGGACGGCCACCACCCUAGCCGGAUCGAAGCCGAGCGGCUGCUCGGAGUCGCCGAGAAGCUCCUCCUCGCCCGUGACCUUAACGGCUCCAAGGAAUUCGCGCUCUUGGCUCAGGAGACCGAGCCGCUCCUCGAGGGCUCCGACCAGAUCCUCGCCAUCGUCGACGUCCUUCUCGCCGCUGAGCGCCGCGUCAACAACCACCACGACUGGUACUCCAUCCUCCAGAUCGACCGCCGGACCGACGACCAGGAGCUCAUCAAGCGCCAGUACCGCCGCCUCGCUCUCCUCCUUCACCCCGACAAGAACAAGUACCCCUACGCUGAUCACGCCUUCCGCUUCGUCGCUGCCUCCUGGGCGGUCCUCUCCGACCCCAGCAAGAAGACCGUCUUCGAUCGGGAGCUCAGCUUCUUCUCCAGGGUUGAUCUGUCCGCCGCCGCUGCCGCCGCGCAGCAGGUGAAGCUGCCGGUGCGGAGGACCGGCCCCGUUGCAGGCGCAUUCGCUGAGGUCGCUCGGGCACAUACGGGGGAACGACCCCCUCCGCCGCAGCCUCAGCCGCCGCAGGAGCCGGCGGUGGGGGACGAUGGGGGCGGCGACAGGUCUAGGUUCGCGACGUUCUGGACCACUUGCCCGUACUGCUAUUACUUGCACGAGUACCCCGCCAUGUACGAGAACUGUUGCCUGAGGUGUCAGGAGUGUCAUAGGGCUUUUCACGGUGCCCCCAUCACCUCCCCACCGCCGCAGUUGCCAGGGAAGGACGCGUACCAUUUCUGCUGGGGGGCUUUCCCGCUUGGGUUUGUGGUCACCAAGACCGAGCCGAAGGUUGUGCCAAAGCCUCCGGCAGCUGCAAGUAAGAGCGCUUCAGCUCAGAAGAAGGCAGGGGGCCGAGGGUCAGGAGCUAGGCGUGCCGCCGCCCCAGCAGCACCGGGGCCAAACGGGCCAAGGAAGAGGGGACGGCCGAGGAAAUAUGCGUAGCUGGCGGUUCAUGUUUUUGGGAAUAAAGGGUAGACUUUAAGCGCUGCAAUGCGGAGCUGAGAAAUCGGAGUGGAAUAAGUUAUCCGCUUAGGUUCAGGGCUAUGUUGGUGCAGGGUUUUGAGGGUUCUGAAGCCAUAAGUCGAGCCAUGAUAAGGGGCAAAAAAAAAAAAAAUGCAAACUUGCUCGGUUUCGAGAAUUUGUAACAAUGGCGGCGGCGGUUGUUUGUAGAUUGAUGCUGUGUUGGUCUUUCAUUGUUUGUAGAGCUGUUCAGGUUUGUUUUCUCAGCUGACUUGCCCCUCUUGGCCUUUUAUGUGUAGCAUUGUAUCUGUUGUAAUCUUUAUCAUCAAGGAAUUAGCUUAGCUUUCAUGCCCUGGUAGAAAGAAAAGAAGCUCUUUGGCCCCUAGUUUAUUUUGAUGAUUCUCUUCUGCUUGCUUGUGAAAUUUUGAAAUUGAAUGCAACUCCUUGAGCUGCAUAGCAUUGAACGGGUUGCGAAUGCUGCUCCCGACUAAUA
Messenger RNA from Punica granatum (pomegranate), 1577 nucleotides. Lineage: Eukaryota; Viridiplantae; Streptophyta; Magnoliopsida; Myrtales; Lythraceae. The record is from RefSeq and is a predicted model, not a curated record.